GGGAUGCCCACCUAGUCACAGGUCCAAGAUCGGCUGACAGCUUUCUUAUCUUGGCUAUCACUAAAUAUCUCCAGUAAGCUCAGAUAUUGCACAUCGUUGAGCGACCUCGAGUCAAGACGACGGUCCGGUAGCUCUCUCCCACAAUGUUUGCUAUUCUAGUCUCGUGCGAGCGCAAGAUCUCGCAAAGCUGUUUACCAACCGAGUAACCAUUCUGCUACCCCCUUCUCAUCAUCAUGGCCAAACUGCUGAGUGUAGUACUAGGCUUCUUGAGCCAGCCAUUUAUCUAUCCUCCCCAGCUAUCGUUCUUAACUGAUUCUGCUGGGACAAACAAUGGUCACAUCAUCACUUCAGAGCUCUCCAACUCUAUCCAGGAAACCCUGGAUAUUUGGAAUAUCACUGGACUUUCUGUCGCAAUUGUCCCAAAGUACGGCGAACCGGAAUUUCGUUCAUGGGGAAACAUGACAGAGGACGGGGACAAGACAACAGAAGACACGUUAUUCCACAUGGCGUCUGUGUCCAAGGCUUUCUGUGUGAGCGCUCUUGGAAUUUUGAUGGAUGACUACGAAUAUGGAAGAAACGUUACGCCGCUCCCCCCUGCUCUGUCGGAGUUCAAUUGGCACACCUUGGUACAAGAUAUCCUUCCGGGAGAAUGGCAAUUGAUGGAUGAAUGGGCGUCCAAGAAAGCUAAUAUAAAGGACAUCCUCUCUCAUGUAUCUGGCCUUCCUCGUCAUGAUUACUCGUAUGGACCACACGACAGCCCGAAAGAUGACGUAUUGCGCAUGCGCUAUCUAAGGCCAGCUUUUGAAUUCCGGGAACAGUGGUCGUAUAACAACAAGAUGUUCACGACAGCCUCACACAUCAUUGAAACCUACUCCGCACAAACGUACACCUCUUUUGUAGAGGAUCGCAUUUUCACGCCACUCGGAAUGUCUUCUUCCACGUUCUCACCCGCAAAGGCUGGAAACACUGGUAGAUUCACUCAGGGAUGGACCAGCACUGGGAGACUCUUGCCCGAGUGUUUCACCGAAGAAAUGGUAGCGCUGAUGGCCGGUGCAGGCGGUGUGAUUUCGAGCGCCGUAGAUAUGUCGAAAUGGGUUGCAUUGUGGCUUAACAAGGGUGUGCACAACAAUGUCACAGUCAUACCGCUGUCUGUGUAUGGAAACGCAUCGCAGUCAUACUCUUUAUCCAUCAGCGCCUCAGAUGACCCUGAGCUCUCCAUUGAAGGGUAUGGGAUGGGUUGGUUCCGAUACUCUUACCUGGGCCAUGAUAUCGUAUAUCAUACAGGUUCGGUUCCAGGAUUCUCCACGCGAGUCUCGUUCCUUCCAAAUGACGAUGUUGGAGUCGUCGUUUUUGCCAACGGCGGCGAUAAAGCAACACCUGUAGUGAAUAUCUCACACCGUAUAAUGGACGUAGCUUUGAACCUGCGGUCAAAACCAUCACCACCGAUUAAACCCGACACGCCCGAGGAGAAACCAAUCCAAGAAAACGUCGUUGGUUUGGAACUUGCACUCGAAGAGUUUUCGGGAACUUACGCCGGCGCUGGAUACCCACCCAUCACCUUUUGCAGUCCUUCCGGCAGCUCCCUGUAUUGUCAAGACGUGAUCUCUGAUUUUACUGCGGUAGAUGGAGGAAAGUCGAGCGCUCCCCAGUCGCCUCAGCUGUUCGCAGCGUGGCCUCGCGUAUGGACAUCCCAUAUUCGAGGCGUGCAUCGGUCUGGAAAUACGUUCGUGAUUCAGUACACCUCGUUGUUCCCGGAAGGAUAUGGGCGCGACAGUACACCCUUUGAGACAGCGGAAAUAGGGACGUCUGAGGCUACGGCUGAGUUCAUUGUGGAAGAUGGAAAGGUUGUUGGGUUUGGCUUGUUCGGGCUGGUGGGUCAAGUCACGGAGAGGGAGCGAACGCACACGACUGUGAAAGACCGAGCUGAGGUUUGGUUCGAUAAGGUGUAGUAAUACAAAUGAUGUUGGUAUAUAAGUAACGCAUUGGCCAAAAAAUGCCAGCGCGCGAACUUCAGGCUCGUUUAUACGAGCACUGGAA
Messenger RNA from Suillus discolor, 2037 nucleotides. Its product is annotated as beta-lactamase/transpeptidase-like protein. The record is from RefSeq and is a predicted model, not a curated record. The transcript is spliced from 8 exons. Lineage: Eukaryota; Fungi; Basidiomycota; Agaricomycetes; Boletales; Suillaceae. Bases 234 to 1949 code for a protein of 571 amino acids.